AUGGACUUAGGCAAAGUGCUGAGAUUAAUUGGAAACAAUGAAACAGUGCAAUAUGAAUUUUUAAAAAGUUGCUUUGCAUAUUCCGAUGAUGUCAAAUCGUCUUCUCCAAUUCACAUCGAUCCAUCACAUUAUCUGCAUUACAUUGAUUUACUCGCACGCUAUGACUCAUCUCACUUAUUAACAUUUCUCAAAAGCAAAUCCGAACAUUAUCGUGAACAAGACGUGCUUGAUAUAAUAGAAAAAUAUCAAUCUUCAUCGUUAAUUCCAGCGAUUGCAUAUUUACUUGAACGUCUUGGCAAAUAUACGGAAACGUUCAAUCUUCUUUUGAAAUCAAUGGAUUCUUGGCAAACGAUCGAUCAAUUGUAUCAAAUGGCAUUAGAUUGUGUUCAUUUUUGUCAGCGGACAACCAUUAAGCUGAAGAAUAAGAAAGAACGAGAAGAUCUAUGGUUAAAAUUCCUUCAAACUAUCUUAGAAAUCUCCUCGAAAUCAUUCGAUCCCGAACAGGCAGGUGCAUUCCGUCGUAUCUACGGUGAAAUCCUAAAUAGUAUGAUAGGUUAUGUUACAUUACCAUCCAUUCUCGAAUUGAUCAUGGGAACUGAUGCUGCUGACAUUACAAAAGGCGUUCGAAAACGCUCGGACACAAAUAUUCGCAGUACAUUCGAAAUCCGCCAAUUAAUUCAAUCAAUGUUAGAAAAUUGCUCAUUCGAAUUACGUUUAUUAGAAACCGCUCGUCGAUUGUUACAACGUGAUCUAAAUGAUGAUAUCCAACAAAUGUGCACAAUGAUUAAUCGAAGUGUACCAGUUCGGUCGAAUCAAUGCACAUAUUGUCAAAAGUUUCUCUAUCAACUUCAACAAGAUUUCGAUAAGAGCAAGCCGCCGCAGCAACAGAAGAACAAAUUCGUCAUAUUUGCUUGUCGACAUGUGUUUCAUUUACGUUGUUUAAUCGAAAUACAAAAUGAGCAAUCGAACAAUAACUUCUGUCCGCAAUGUACAACAAGCCAAUCAUCAUCGCUAACAUCGGCAACUACUUCUACAGCAAACGCGCCGACCGUGGUACGACCGGAAUUGAGACGAUUAACGACAGUUCAUACUGACCAUCAGGAGAAACAACUUGCAUUGAGCAACGUUCAACAGCAAGUAAUUGCAGCGAUUUUAGAAAGGAAACGAUUGAGUAUUCAUCAUCUGAACAGCGAUGAUGAAGACAACGAUGAUCACCCGCAAUCGAAAAUGCAUGAAACAUCUAUUCAGAAUGCAUUUUCAUCUUCGACAGCAGUUUCAUUACAAUUACCUGAUAAAUGGCGAGAAUAUCUCUCAUCAAAUGAAUGA
Adineta ricciae is the source of this 1326-nucleotide messenger RNA. The record is from the annotation of a GenBank genome assembly. NCBI's taxonomy places the organism in Eukaryota, Metazoa, Rotifera, Eurotatoria, Adinetida, Adinetidae.